Westerdykella ornata is the source of this 1831-nucleotide messenger RNA. Its product is annotated as protein png1. Gene Ontology annotation, cellular component: nucleus; cytosol. NCBI's taxonomy places the organism in Eukaryota, Fungi, Ascomycota, Dothideomycetes, Pleosporales, Sporormiaceae. The record is from RefSeq and is a predicted model, not a curated record. Gene Ontology annotation, biological process: glycoprotein catabolic process; protein quality control for misfolded or incompletely synthesized proteins; protein deglycosylation. The coding region runs from base 406 to 1752 and encodes 448 amino acids. The transcript is spliced from 2 exons. Gene Ontology annotation, molecular function: peptide-N4-(N-acetyl-beta-glucosaminyl)asparagine amidase activity.
UUCGUGGACAUCGCCGCCAAGGCCCCCCCAUCACUCUCCGCGGCAGCGCCCCGAGAGAGAGCGCUUCGGCCCUUCACCACCACGUUUCGUCUCGUCUGCCUCUGCGCUUAUCUCUUGCAUCAUUCUCCUUUUUCUGCGCUCGCCGCCCUCUGCGCUAUCGUCAAGCUCAAGAGCCGGCUGCUUCUGUGCCUCAUCGCCCGAAGCGUCUCGUCGAGGGUUCCUCGUUGCUGCGCCAUCGUGUACAGCCGCCGCAUCAUUGUGGGCUGUGCAUUCCCCAUCGCAGCCUGGUCUGAGGAGUCGUCACUCGUCGACCUCCUCCACCACUCCUCCACGCUUCCUCGACACUCCGACCUUCACUCACCGGCAAUCAUCACCUUCACUGACCACUACUCUCGAAAGACCCUGAUGGAGCGCUCGCGCGUGCCUGCAGGGCAGCGGCCCCAGCCUCCAGAAGGGACGCCAAUCGACCCUACGCAGUUCGCAAAGGACAUGACGACUCAGUUCCGACAACGACUAAGCACACGGCGCAUGAAUCAACUGAGCUCCCUCGCACAAGCACGAACGUCGUCUCCCGCGCGCCCUCUCGUGGGCGCGCCGCAAUCGCCAUCCGUCACCGACGCGCCACCCUCCUACUCGUCGCUACGGAACAUACCUCUUGUCCCGCAAGCCCCGCAUCCGUCCGAUCUACGAUCGCUCCGCUUCAGGAACCAGCUUCACAUGCUCUCCGAAACACCGACAAACUGGGAGAACCCGGGUCUCCUAGACGACGCAUUACGGGCCGUCCCGACGGAGAGGAUCUACGCGGCCGCCGAGGAGCAGAGUCAAGUGUACAAGGCACAGGCCGAGAGUCUGGGGAAAGCCCCGAAGUGGACUUAUGCCGACUGCGUCAUUCGUGCCCUUAUGACGUGGUUCCAUGACAGCUUCUUCGAGUGGGUCAACAACCCGCCGUGUUCACGGUGCUAUGCCCCUACUGUGGGCCUAGGCCGGACACCGCCUCUUCCGGAGGAACAGGCUCGCAGCGCCGGAAUGGUGGAGCUGUAUCAAUGUUCGAAUGCGCAAUGUCAAGGACUGGAACGGUUCCCCCGAUACAAGGAUGCCUUUGUCCUGCUAGAGGAACGGAAGGGACGGUGUGGCGAAUGGGUCAACUGCUUUGGCAUGCUUUGCCGCGCAAUAGGGGCUCGUGUCCGUUGGAUCUGGAAUCCGGAAGACUAUGUCUGGCUGGAAGUGUGGUCCGAGUACCAACAGAGAUGGGUCCAUUGCGACGUGACAGAGAACACGUGGGAUCAGCCCCUCAUGUAUACUGAGGGCUGGAAGAAAAAGAUGUCGUAUAUCAUCGCCUUCUCCUCCGAAGGUGCAUACGAUGUCACCCGCAGAUAUGUCCGGGACCAGAAAUACGCGAACCCGCGGAACAAGUGCCCGGAAUCCGUGCUGCUACAUAUCCUGGCCGAGAUACGCGCCAAACGCCGCGCACGAAUGACCAAGGAGGAGAAGUUCCGCCUGCAGGGCGAAGACAUGCGAGAAGAGAGGGCCCUCUGCGCCUGCACGAUCCAGGCCAUCAUCUCUGGAAUUAACAACCUCAGCAUUGAUUCUUUGCUGAGUGGGGCCCAUACCACUCCCCGAUCGGACAUCGACGCUCAAAAGGCUGCGGAGAGAGCGGCCGAGAACGCCCAGAGCCAAAGGGUCCACAGGUCCGGUGAGAGUCGCCAUGGCUCUCCGCGCAAUCAACAGAACCCUCAAGAUCCGCCGCGGUAGCAUUUAGACGUGCUUUUGGAACUCUUCAUGUCUCUCGAGGCCUUUGGUCUCUCCCAAUCGAGGGUCUCAUCGCGCUCCC